Molecule: messenger RNA, 1166 nt
Organism: Bemisia tabaci
Lineage: Eukaryota; Metazoa; Arthropoda; Insecta; Hemiptera; Aleyrodidae
Gene: LSm1
Product: U6 snRNA-associated Sm-like protein LSm1
Biological process (GO): deadenylation-dependent decapping of nuclear-transcribed mRNA
Cellular component (GO): Lsm1-7-Pat1 complex; P-body
Molecular function (GO): mRNA binding
Source: RefSeq, a predicted model, not a curated record
AGGUUAUGGUUGUAGUUUACAGAUACAGAAGACCGGCCGUGAGAUGCCGUGAGUACGAAUCGGGAACUAUUCUUGAACAUUAUUGUAUUACAAAUUUAAAAUCUGACAGUGAAGUUGCCACAGUGACUUCGAUAUUUCUGCGAGAAGUUUUUUAUCAUUAGUUCCUCGUUUCUUUAUCCUUCACCACAGAAUUGAAACAGGCAGCCAGAAUAUAAGAACACAAACCAAUGCUUCUUGCUUUAUCACCGCAUUUUGUCCUCACACUUCACCAUGUCCACUGGUAAAGAAAAUAAAGAUGAGAACAGUAAAUCUUUCACACCAUCAAGAAUUUUCAAAUCUAGACGAGAUUCUCAUGAUGAUCUACCUAUCGAAGGAUGGCCGAUGGGCACCGCAACUCUCCUUACUGAAAUCGAUAAAAAAAUGAUGGUUGUUCUUAGAGAUAAUAGAACGUUAAUUGGAUAUCUACGAAGUAUAGACCAAUUUGGGAACUUGGCUCUGCAUCAGACAAUCGAGAGGAUAUAUGUCGGAAGCAAAUACGGCGACAUUCCACGAGGUAUCUUCAUAGUAAGGGGAGAGAAUGCAGUGCUUCUAGGAGAACUGGAUCAAACACGAGAUGUUGGAUUGAUUGAACAAGUUUCUGUUGAGGAAAUUCUUAAUGCCCAGCGCCGAGAACAGGAAGCAAAACAGGAAAAGAACAAGGUUCUUGCCAAAGCACUUCGUGAACGUGGACUGAGUUUUGUCAAUGAUCUGGUUCAGGAAGACCAGUUUUAAGCUUGCAGUUCUUUAGCACACAUCAGGGACAGGACAAGUCAUAUGUUCACGGGCGUUUAUGUUGAUAUCUGUUAAUUUUAAGUCUGGCUAAAGCAGAAUUUCCCUGUUACACUUUCAGAUUUUAUGCAAUGAGCAUUAAUAAUAACAUGUAGAAGAAAGAAAAAGCUUCAUACUUUAGUAUGUGAAGUAGCUUAGCUGAAUGGGCAAAAAUAAUGGUGCUCCUUUUAACUCUGGCUCAAUGUCAAUAAAAUGCUCACACUAUGAACUAGCAUUUCAGAGUUCCUUUUGCAUGUGCAUCGUCAGACAUGAACUGUCAGGUUCAUUAAUAUUGUUGAAAUUAUUGUUUUAAGGUGUUUUCAGCCUCAAAGAGCUCAAUAAAGAUUGAGUCCCUUCGA